AUGGUUUCUUCAAUCCGUCCACGAACUCCGGCAACGUCACCAUCACAUGGCGCCGAGAGAUUAGCAGGAAUUCCAGAGAACGGAAAGCAUAAUAAUAACGCCAAUCCCCCUCGUCGUACCAGUCUUGGUGGUUUAUUACUUCGUCGAUCCAAGUCCGGAAAUUUAAACUCCAAGCAUAAGAAGGAUCUUGCUCAGUUGCAAGAGCAAGAGCGUGAAAGACUCCUUCGCGAAGCAGCUGCGAUCCCCCGAUCUCCACCUCGUCUUCCCGACCUUGCUGUCCCGACACAUUUUCCCUCGUUUGGUGGUGAAGAGAGACCGGGUUCGGCAACGUCUGGAAAUAGUGCUCAAGGUGCGAGAAGUGCCUCGAUGGAUCCUCAAGCUCGAUCUUACACAAUGAGUAGCACACUCAGUGUGCCAGCUCCUCCAGCUCCUUCGGGUGCGAGGAAUGGUGGUUGGGUUGAUCCUUAUGCUAGAUCAGAGAGCAUGACACAUCGGGGAAGAUACAGCUAUGCAAGCAGUGCCGUGAGCACAAUUAAUAGUCCUCGCAGAGUGCGAAGACGCAAAGAUCCUACUCCAUUUAAUAUUCUCAUCAUUGGCGCACGCGGUGCAGGCAAAACUUCUUUCCUUAAUUUCCUCAAAACCUCCCUCGCUAUCCCUCCCAAGAAGAGAUCGAAGCCCGAACCAUUGGCCGAAGAUAUAUUUGCUUCGCGUACCCCCAAGUCUGGAAAAUUCGUCUCGCAUUACCUCGAAUCGGAAAUCGAAGGUGAACGUAUCGGUGUAACCUUGUGGGAUUCGGAAGGCUUGGAUAAAAAUGUCGUGGAUCUUCAACUUCGAGAUAUGUCUUCAUUUCUCGAAAGUAAAUUUGAAGAAACUUUCACGGAAGAGAUGAAGGUGAUGAGAGCUCCAGGUGUUCAAGAUACACACAUCCAUGCUGUAUUCCUCAUUCUCGACCCCACACGCCUGGACCAAAAUAUUGAAGAUGCAAAGAAUGUGACCACGAAUGGAAAUGGACAUUUUGGAGUAUUUGGUACAGGCCCUCGUUUGUUUGGUAGUCUUGAUGAAGAUCUUGAUUUACAAGUCCUUCGUACAUUGCAAGGAAAAACUACUGUUAUUCCGGUCAUCUCAAAAGCCGACACGAUUACAACGGCCCACAUGACGUAUUUGAAGAAGACGGUUUGGGAUAGUCUGCGUAGGGCUAAUCUCGACCCACUUGAAGCACUCGGACUAGAUGAUGAACCCGAAAGCCCAAUUAUCGGCCACAGUCAAAGCCGCCUCGAUGAAAGAGAUGAAUAUGCUACUUCGGAGCAUGGUUCAGCUUCUUCAGGUGGUUCUCCCAAUUCCAAGCGUCUUUCCUCGGGUUCCAUUCGUCGGCAUAAACGCGAAUCGGAAAUCAGCGAGAUCCCUUAUUUACCUCUCUCAAUCAUCAGCCCCGAUUUGUAUGAACCCGAUGUCAUUGGUCGUAAAUUCCCAUGGGGUUUUGCGGAUCCGAUGAAUGUCGAACAUUGUGAUUUUGUACGUUUGAAGGAAGCAGUUUUUGCAGAAUGGAGAGGUGAAUUGAGGGAGGCGAGUAGGGACCUGUGGUAUGAGGGAUGGAGAACUAGUCGCCUUAAGGAAAGGGAGGGUCUGGCUAGACGAUGA
This is a messenger RNA of Botrytis porri, 1638 nucleotides long. RefSeq lists its product as uncharacterized. The transcript is spliced from 2 exons. Gene Ontology annotation, cellular component: cell division site; cytosol; septin ring. NCBI's taxonomy places the organism in Eukaryota, Fungi, Ascomycota, Leotiomycetes, Helotiales, Sclerotiniaceae. The record is from RefSeq and is a predicted model, not a curated record. Gene Ontology annotation, biological process: cytoskeleton-dependent cytokinesis. Bases 1 to 1638 code for a protein of 545 amino acids. Gene Ontology annotation, molecular function: molecular adaptor activity; GTPase activity; GTP binding.